AUUGCUUUUAAAAAAAAAUAUAAUCAAGGGUAGAAACUAGAAAGACAAGGAAAAAAAAGACUUGGUCAAUUCCUUUUCUAUAUUCCCACCCAAAUCCCAAUUGUUUUGUGCUUUUCUUCUUCCCUUCCCUUCCCUUCUAUCUGAUCUGUACUUUCCAGUUUCCAUUCACACAGUUCACAGCUCCCAACUCUUCUCUCUUGCUUCCACACUCCAUUGAUCAGUACCCAUAAUCACAGAUCUCAAUUUGCACCUGCAACUACAAACAUUUUACUUAAUCACUUACCUUGUAUUUUCUCAAGAUUCAAGUUCAAUCCUUGUGCAAACUACUUCCAUUAAUGGUUCCUUCAUAGCUGUGAAAAAUCAAGGGAUUUGGUUUGAUUUGAAGCUGAUUAUACUGUUUGUUUCUUCAAUUUCAAUGGCGUCAACUUCGGAUGAUGCUGCUCAAUUAUCUAAGGAUAACAUCAAGGGUUUAGUUCUUGCUUUAUCAUCCAGUUUCUUUAUUGGUGCUAGUUUCAUUGUUAAAAAGAAAGGACUGAAAAAGGCUGGUGCUUCUGGUAUUAGAGCAGGAGUUGGAGGGUAUUCUUAUCUUUAUGAACCGUUAUGGUGGAUCGGAAUGAUUACUAUGCUUGUAGGAGAAAUUGCCAACUUUGCCGCUUAUGCAUUUUCACCUGCCAUUUUGGUGACUCCUCUUGGGGCAUUAAGUAUCAUCAUCAGUGCUGUUCUUGCACAUAUCAUUUUAAAGGAGAAGCUACAUAUUUUUGGGAUGCUUGGUUGUGUUUUAUGUGUUGUUGGUUCAACUACAAUAGUUCUACAUGCUCCUCCAGAGCGUGAGAUUCAAUCUGUUAUAGAAGUCUGGAACCUAGCUACGGAACCCGGUUUUCUCUUUUAUGCUGCUCUAGUAAUGACUGCAGUGUUUGUGCUCAUAUUUCAUUUUAUUCCGGAAUAUGGACAUACACAUAUUAUGGUUUAUAUUGGCAUUUGUUCAUUGGUGGGCUCUUUAUCGGUCAUGAGUGUGAAAGCUCUUGGAAUUGCUUUGAAGUUGACAUUCUCUGGAAUAAAUCAAUUUAUAUAUCCUCAAACAUGGGCGUUCGGUAUGAUUGUUGCUGCUUGUGUGGUUACCCAAUUAAAUUACUUGAACAAGGCUCUUGAUACAUUCAACACUGCUGUUGUAUCUCCGAUAUAUUAUGUCAUGUUCACUUCAUUUACAAUACUGGCUAGUGUGAUUAUGUUCAAGGACUGGGACAGACAGAAUCCAACACAAAUAGUGACUGAAAUGUGUGGUUUCGUGACUAUCCUUUCGGGGACCUUUCUUCUUCACAAAACAAAGGACUUAUCUGAUGGUUUAUCUAGUUGUUUGCCUGUGAAGCUGGGUAAGCACAUAGGGGAAAAUGGAUUCGAGGACUCCGAGGGUAUACCCCUUAGACGGCAAGAUUCUAUGAGAUCGCCAUGAUACAUUUGACUGUAGUAUAUCGAGAAAUUGAUACACUUUUAUGGGAAGGAGGCCAAAAAAACACCAUCUUGUAUGUUUCAACCGCAUAUGCAUCCCCACCAAUCUUAGGUAAGCGAAGACGAAAAGAUGAUUCUUCCUUCGUUGUCUUACAUCAUGGUGCCCCAAAUCUCUCCGGAAUUGUAGGUAUUAUAGUCAUAAUCAUUUCUUAUAUUGGCGAGUGUCUUUCCAUUUGCGAAAUGUAGCAGAAUUAGCUGCGGAAGAGCGACAACACGAGGCUAAAGGAGACGACACCAUUGAAUAGCCCCGAUGGUAGUUACCGGUGUGUUCCGUGGAGUUUAUCACACAAGCUUAGUAGAUGUGUAGCAUUUGUAUAUUGUCAUUACUAAAGCUAUGAUUCUUCUAUUCUUACCAAUUUGUCAAGUUUACUUGGAAGUUUUUAAUCUAUUACAAGAUGGAAAUACAAGGCUUUCUAGACUA
Amaranthus tricolor (Joseph's coat) is the source of this 1927-nucleotide messenger RNA. RefSeq names its product probable magnesium transporter NIPA4. The transcript has 9 exons. Gene Ontology annotation, molecular function: magnesium ion transmembrane transporter activity. The record is from RefSeq and is a predicted model, not a curated record. Gene Ontology annotation, cellular component: membrane. Gene Ontology annotation, biological process: magnesium ion transport. Bases 416 to 1450 code for a protein of 344 amino acids. NCBI's taxonomy places the organism in Eukaryota, Viridiplantae, Streptophyta, Magnoliopsida, Caryophyllales, Amaranthaceae.